Molecule: messenger RNA, 5322 nt
Organism: Camarhynchus parvulus
Lineage: Eukaryota; Metazoa; Chordata; Aves; Passeriformes; Thraupidae
Gene: MVB12B
Product: multivesicular body subunit 12B
Biological process (GO): virus maturation; regulation of epidermal growth factor receptor signaling pathway; viral budding
Cellular component (GO): late endosome; ESCRT I complex
Source: RefSeq, a predicted model, not a curated record
AUGAGGAGCUGCUUCUGCCUGCGCCGGGGCCGCGACCCGCCGCCCGCCGCACGGGCAACAGAGCAGUCCAUGAUGCCUGAGGUGCGAGACCUCUCGGAUGCCUUGCCCGAGCUGCCGAUGGAUCCCAUCACCGGCGUCGGCGUGCUGGCAUCCCGCAGCCGAGCACCCACUGGAUACGAUGUUGUUGCACAAACAGCAGAUGGCUUGGAUGCUGACCUGUGGAAAGAUGGCUUGUUUAAAUCCAAGGUCACACGGUACCUGUGCUUCACCAGAUCAUUUUCGAAAGAGAAUAGUCAUUUAGGCAACGUCUUGGUCGACAUGAAGCUCAUUGAUAUCAAGGACACUUUACCUGUAGGCUUCAUGCCCAUCCAGGAGACCAUUGAUACACAAGAAGUAGCUUUCAGAAAGAAGAGGCUGUGCAUUAAAUUCAUCCCUCGAGAUUCUACAGAGGCAGCGAUCUGCGAUAUCCGAAUCCUGGGGAGGUCCAAGCAAGCCCCUCCUCAGUACACGUUCAUUGGGGAGCUGAACAGCAUGGGUAUCUGGUAUCGGAUGGGCAGAGUGCCGCGCAACCACGACUCCACGCAGCCUGCGGCUCCUCCCGCCCAAGCACCGGCUUCAACGCCCGCUCCCAACCUGCCAAGGCACAUCUCGCUGACGCUGCCAGCCAGCUUUCGGGGCAAGAGCCACAGCAGCCGCCUGGACCUGGAGCACCAGCACUCCAACCUGUACGCCAUCUCAGCAAUGGAUGGAGUGCCUUUUAUGAUUUCGGAGAAGUUUGCCUGUGCUCCUGAAGGGAUGCAGCCAGUUGAUCUCUUGGGUAUCACAAUCAAAACCCUUGCAGAAAUUGAAAAGGAGUACGACUACAGCUUCCGGACGGAGCAGAGCGCGGCAGCCCGCCUGCCGCCCAGCCCCACCCGCUGCCCGCCGGUGCCGCCGUCCUGAGGGCCACGGCCGGAGCGUGUGUGCGUGCAUACUACUGAGCAGGACAUGGGACACGGCCAUGGAACCAUCCCGGCGCCUCCCCGUGUCCGGCCCCCGGCGCCACGCCGCGCUGCACUGCCCCUGCACACACCGCUCCACCGCGGGCACCGCGGCCCCCGGGCAGCUGCCCCCACCCCGCCGCAGACCCCUCUCCACGUGAGUACAGGACUGAGGACUGGGAGCCUGACGCAACCCCUUGCUCAUCCCCACUUUGUAACCCUGCUGCAGGACAGUCACAGAAUCCAGAGCUGUAGCAAACCUCUGCGAACACAGCUGGGAGCUUGCAGAGCAUGGAGAGAUCUUAUCCCUGAAAGGAGCAGUGGAAGGCACGGCUGGGUAUUGCCACACAGGCUGCCGUGGAGCUGUUUGGCUCUCCACACCUUGCAGCAGGAGGCUCCUGCGGCACCCAGGCCAGUGCAGAACUCAGCUGCAGUGAAUGCCAAUCCCUCUGCCACAGUCUGGGCACAGAAGUUCUACUGUGGCUGGGGUCAGUCUCAGAUCCACUGUGGUCACUGAAUUUGCUUAGGCUGAGGGAGCCAGGGCCCCUGGCUCUCCCUGGGCACUGGCAGGGUGCCCAAGGUGCACUGCCGGUCCUGAGAUGGAGCGCCUUCACUUUGCACAGGGUGUCCAUCUGUCCAUACGAUCUAGGGCAGCAAGCCUCCUGUGUUUCUGGAUGGAUGGAUGCUGGCAGCGACACCCUGGCAGUGCCCCACUGACCCCGGGCAAGCUGCCUGUGAACCUGCUGACAACUGGGAUGCCAUCACCUGCCCAUCACUGAGGCAGUUCUCUAACAUGUUCCCUGCUAGCUGCUAAAACAAAAGAGAUGUGCCUGUUUCCUGGGCAUUCAUGGGGAAGCACUGAAGACUGACAUGGCACAGGAUGAGAGCGGGAUGCAUUAAACCCUGACCUCUGCCUCUCUGUGAUCGCUGACCAGGCUUGCUCCCAAGCCAAGCACAUGUCUUGGAGAAGUCCAUUGCUGUAAUAAGUUAUUUACAAGUGCCCAUCUGACUCUGUGCUGCUCUUUCAAGUCUCUGCUGUAGAACAAACAUACAUCAUAGCAGCAAAAUGGCAAUUUUGGAGUAAGAGUUAAAAUGUACAAUUUUUUGUAUUGUAAAAUACUGAUUCCCUGACCCCACUGAAAUGCAAUUGCCAUGGUAACAGUAACAGUGCUGUUGCUCUCAGCCUGGGUCGUACAUGUGCCCCAACCUACUUUGCACUCCCUUGGAUUGAUCUGGCAUUUGCUAGUUGCACAGAGUGGUAACUAACAGCAGUAUUUGUACUGUCAGCUAAUAUUUUUUAUUUGUACAUAAGUAAAAUAAUUCUUGUCCAAAGAUUCAUUUCUGGUUUUAAGGCACCACACUGUACUGUUGGGAUAAAGAGCACAAAAUACAUUUGGGACAAACUGGGUCCAGAUCUUUGCUUCAGCUUCUUCCGAUCAGGUAAAUAAUUUUCUGGAGCUGUGUCUGUAGAGUGGCCAUGUGGUUGGAGAGCAGAGGCCAGUUUGGUUGCAUGUACAUUGUUCCUGGGCAAAAGACUUAAAGCUGUGCAUCAGCUCUGGAGCCCUUGGGUGACCCCCUGGAAGUGCUCGUUUACUUGGAGCUUGCACCACCAUUUUUAGUUGUUAUUUAUCCUGCAGUAAAGAAAAGCCAGACCUCACUGCCAGGCUUCACAAAGGCCAGAUUGAUGAUGCCGACGUCGACAAAUGAACAUACCAUGGCAGCUUGGUCAUUCGGCUCAGGUUCACUUCAAGUUCAAAUCCACUCUAUGCCGUAGUGCUGUGCCCAUCUCAUCCAUCUUUUGUCUUUCUAUUUUUCUGCUUGUAAUUUGUUCUGUAGUUUUCUGUGACAUCCGUUUAUAGCUUCUCCUGUGGCUCAGUGGUCACGGCAGGUAGGCAGGAGCCAUCUGCAGCAGUGCAUUCCUCGUAGCUCUGGGAUGAGAGCUGACCUUCCCUGCUCAUGGUGGAGGAACAAGGGCUGCACAGGGCACAGCACAGUCUGCAGAGCUCCAGGGCAGUGCCUGCCACUGGGAGAUUGAGAGAGAGCUGCCAGGAGCCCCUCCUGGAGCCACCUCUUCCCAGGAGGGCAGAGCUGCCUGCACAGCAGACGGGGCUCAGCAAGGAGCAGGUUCUGAGAGCCACGAGCCCCACACUCGGUGCCACACUCCCUGGAUAUGUCUGGGGAAAUGGGUGCAGAGCUUCAGAUCCCUUAUGUAAGAGAAAAUCAGUGCUUUAGAACUUAUACCAACUGCUAGGUUUGCUCAGCUUGCUCUGCAGUGACCUACAGGAAGCACUGGAUACUUGAAACACUGGCAGGAUACGCAGAUGGGACAGACAUCUACAUCUUCUGGAUAUAUUUGUAUACUUACUUCUCCCUCUCUAACACUGGGCCAGCAAAGCUCCUUCAGGAUUCACCUGCAAAGAGCCUUGAGAGAUGAGCUUGCUCUCCAUGGUGUGGUCCUGCACCACGGCGCUGCAGGGACAGCCUGGUUCAAAUGCACAGACAGGACAGAUGCAGUUCCUGUGGGGCAAACACAGUGAAGGUGUUUUGAACAAAAAGCUGCACCUGCUGAGAGCCAGCUGAGCUCUCAGGCUCUAAAACUAGGCAGUUCCAAAAGGGAAAGGGCUCAGAGCCAGUGCUUGGAAGCACAGCAAGACGCCGUGCAGGGUGGUUGACUGUGUCAACUUCUCAGUCCACUGAUCAGAGGAAGCUUUUUUUAUUGCACUGCUGAAUUCCCGAGACCAGGGCUGUCAGGUCAGCAUUUCCACUGGAAGGUUUUAUUGGCUGCUCCAUGACUUUCGUACUCACAGCAGCUCCUUGCAAGGCUGGUCCUUGCAUCCUUACAGUGAAUCCUCCAUGCUGGCAUGUGCCAUGGCCAGUACCUGCAUCUCUCUGCAUCUCCCUCCCUGUCCGAGAAGUGACUGUGGAAGAAUUGGCCCAGGCAAUAAAUGUCCAGGGUGUCUGAUGUGGAUGUUGUCUGGCUGAGGAGAAGCCUUCUGGAGCAUAAGGGGAGGAGUCAGUGGAAAGCAACAGAAGUGAAUUUGUAGAGCUUUACCAGAUGUUCUUGGCUAUCUUGCCUGAAUUUGUAGAACAAAACUGGUCUCUAGGUAGUUUAAUCUUGUGGCUGAUGGAGAAGUUAGUUUGCCAAAUUAUUAUACAUCUGCAACAGAGACAGAAAAGCAGCAGUGAGGGGUUUGCUUACUGUAAAAUAUGCCUUCUGAUGUGAAUUCCUAGUGACACGCUGCCUCCUGGAUUCCUCACGGCAAGAAGCUGGUCAUGUGCCAAGGUGACUUGUGGCCACCCAGGCCAGGCUGUGCUGUCUGCUGUGUUGAUCAUGGGAAGGCAAGAAGUUAGUCCAGAAAGUGAUGUAGAGUGUGAACUUCGUGAUAAAAUUCAAGUGUGAAUAGUUGUAGCAGGUGUCUUCCCUUAUGGGAGCGCCUCGUAUUUGUAGUUCCAUAGGAGUAAACUGUGUCAGACUUUUCCUGUGACUGUCCCUGCGUGUCCCCACAGUGUUUGUUGGGGGUUUCCUGGGAGCCUCCUGUGCUGUGGGAGGUUGUUGGUAGUCUGUAGCAUUGGGCUUGUUUGGUUUCACACCCACCACUGCUCCCUCAGUGUCCUGAGCUCUCCAGACUGAACCCACAUGCUGCCGAGCCUGGAGAAUUCCUGUCAUGGGCACAGCACGUGCCAGGUAGGUGCUAGUGGCCAGGGUGUGCCUCCACAGGCCUUGGCACCUUCUCUUCUGUGGGGCCUGGAAUCUCCUGGCAGGAGGGGAACGGGAUGGAGCUGGCAGUCCCGUGCUGGCCUCACCUCCCCGCUGCUGCCCGGGUGACUCGGGGUCUGUGUCCCCAGCUGUGCCCACGGCAGCCCCAGGAGCCGCAGAGCUGCUCCUGCUCCUCCCAAAGGCAGGAGCCUCGCUACACCAAUGAUUACCUCAGCCUUGGAGCCUUGCCGGGAAUCCUCCAGCAGCAGGGCACACAGGGGGCAGAGCUGCUCCUCUGCUCACGGACAAGCUCUGCGAGGUGCUGCUCCCUUCAUUCACCACAGGGAAACCAAACACUUCGGCUGUUCUGGUCGUUUGUUGUGAAAUUGUUUCCUAACAGCAACAGAUUUAAAUGUCAUCAUACAAAUGGCAGAGAGAAACCUUUUAUGCAGUUGAAGGUGAUUUUCUAAGAUGGUUGGGUUACUGAAAGUGAUUUUACUGUGCAUUAAUCUUAUGAAUGUUACUAUGUUUUAUAUUUAUUUUAGAUGACCCUCCUGUAUUUUACAAAGGGAAGUUUCAUUGUGUGAUAACUCCGUCUGUAUUCUUAAUAUAAUUUGUUAAAUGAAACUUGUUUUAAUCAGAUAA